This is a messenger RNA of Suillus paluster, 1233 nucleotides long. RefSeq lists its product as uncharacterized. Lineage: Eukaryota; Fungi; Basidiomycota; Agaricomycetes; Boletales; Suillaceae. The coding region runs from base 1 to 1233 and encodes 410 amino acids. The transcript is spliced from 5 exons. The record is from RefSeq and is a predicted model, not a curated record.
AUGGAAACACUAUCCAUCCAGAUGUUGCCAGAGUAUACACCAUCUACCCCUGCACCCGAUUAUUCCCCCAAACUACUUCCUGGUGAGAAGUGCAUACAAAAGUCACCUCGCCUCACCCAACCGCAUGCGGACAAUGUAUCAUUUACUUACCGGGAAAGGGGGAUGAUCCUGACAUUGAAGGACUGUCGUGAAGAGGAUCGUCAUCCAACCUUUGGUCUAGGGAGUACUAUCCGAGGAGAAGUUGCACUUGACCAUCGCCGGAGAGUUACAGCUGUUACAGCGAAGCUUGAAGGCCGUGUUCACCUUCCAGGGCAACCAUCCAAAGUUGUUAAUAUUGUUUCAAAGGAGCGCACACUAUGGGAGCGUUCCACUCUUAAUGGAGAAACUUGCCCUAGCAUCAUGCCAUUAUCAAUGUCCUUUCCAACUUCCUACCGAGAGCGUGGCCAGGAUCGUCCUUUCCGUUUACCGCCGUCCUUUGAAUUACCAAAACCGCGACGUGUGGCUAUAGUUUACACAUUGCAGAUCAUUGUGACAAGGUCGAGAAACGUCCCAAUGAUUGGCAGCAGGCUUUCGAGGCGAGUGGAGGUACACAUGAGCAUUCACCUCAGAUAUCGCCCUCGAGUACGGCCAUCAAGGCCGGUCCCAGAUUGCUUUAGCGAGUUGAAACAAUGCCCCGAGGAUUGGAUGGAGGACGUUUGGAUCACGAAGCCAUCCGUUGAUGCAGGAAAUGACGCAUUCUUAGCACGCUGUCACUUCUUCUUCCCUUCUGUCCGUGUAUUCACUGCUUCGGAAAAGAUACCUUUCCAUCUGCGACUAGAGACCUCGCCACUCUUCUUGCGCAGUCUUGCGAAGCUUUUUCUUCCUCACCAAGAUCCCUCGGCAAUAGAGGAAGUCUUGCACGUUUAUAUACUACGGCAGACCACCGUCAACGUUCAAGGCACUUCAUUCAGUCAUGAAGAUGUUCUUGGCCGCGGACGAAUGAUGCUGCAAUCAUCAUCCACUUCCAAAGUCGUAUUGUCAGAAUCGGAAGAGCCCGUGACGUGGAGCUGGAACGGCGAACUUCGGUGUGAAGUCCCCGUCUUGAGCACUGGUUUCACCACCAGUCAAAUUAGCACCACGGACUACAUCGUACUGUCUUUACUACUUCCCCCUGGUCCAUUGAGACCCGACCAGUCACUUCAACGGAUCAUCCCUAUACGACUUGCUACAGAACCAUGGAUUGAUCGUUCAUGA